Microplitis demolitor is the source of this 1032-nucleotide messenger RNA. Its product is annotated as alpha- and gamma-adaptin-binding protein p34. The record is from RefSeq and is a predicted model, not a curated record. The transcript is spliced from 6 exons. NCBI's taxonomy places the organism in Eukaryota, Metazoa, Arthropoda, Insecta, Hymenoptera, Braconidae. The coding region runs from base 135 to 953 and encodes 272 amino acids.
UACAUAAGUUGGAGUAAGCGCUAGUGUCUCUAUUAAUAUUGAUAUAUUAUUGUCUAUUAUUUUAAUUUAAUAAUUGUCUGUGACAUAAAUGUAAUUUUAUAAUAAAUAUAACAUUUAAAACGAAUAUAUCAAUAAUGGAUUUACCACGUGUUCUUAUUUUAAGUACUGAAAAUAACAAAGCAAGUGAAAUUGCUAAAGAUUUAGAUUCACAGCUUCUAGGAGACGAUGACGAUGUUAAAUAUUUUUCUUGGGACAUUGACAACAAAUAUUACUCAGCACGAGUGGUACUGUGUGCUACUGAAAGGUUGCCACUGAGAAUACCAGUUGAUGGGAUCGAAGCAGUGAUACUUCAUUAUGAACCAAAGGGAGAUGAACCAUUGGUUUUGGAGAAAUACGUUCCAUUAAUUCAGUCUCUCAAUGAGGCUGACAUUUUUUUGCUGGCCUGCGAAACUUUUCCUGAUGCACAAAAAAAAGACGAAGUUACUGAAUGGUGCCAUGUUAAUAAAUUUGAAUUGGUCGAAAUGACAAAUCCAGAAUCGACGCCGGAUGUCAUGGAUGAUGACUUUGAACAAGAAAAAUUUGGUAUUGAAAGACUUAUUGAGGUUUUGCAUACUCAUACAUGGCCUAAUAGAAUAUUGAAAGGUAUUCCGAAUGGUAGAAUAUCAACAUCGAAUGAGCCAGAUGUAAAUGAAAUAAAAGAACAACUUGAUAAUAUUCAAUUAAAUGCAUCACGUAAUGGUACAGACAAUUUAUUAAUGAAUAGUGUACUAGAUGGUAUUAUGGGUGAAGAGAAUACAGAUUUUGGUGAAUUAUUUGGUCAGUUGAUGGCCAUGAAAGAACAUGCUGCAACAUUAUCACCUAGUAACCGUCGAGCAGCUGCUGAGCAACUCGUGACAGCAUUUUGGAAAGCAAUGGGCGGUGAUGCAUCCGAAAUUGAGGAUUUAGAUGAAUAAGUUUUCACAUUAUAAUAUUAAUUAAUAAGUUGUUAAGUAUUAAUUGUAUAAUUGAUAAAAUAAAUCAAGUUUGAAAUAC